Trichoderma aggressivum f. europaeum is the source of this 1335-nucleotide messenger RNA. RefSeq lists its product as uncharacterized. The transcript is spliced from 5 exons. The record is from RefSeq and is a predicted model, not a curated record. NCBI's taxonomy places the organism in Eukaryota, Fungi, Ascomycota, Sordariomycetes, Hypocreales, Hypocreaceae. The coding region runs from base 1 to 1335 and encodes 444 amino acids.
AUGGCCAUCGCACAACAAGGGGGCGUGAGCACGGCUCACGUCAACAUGAUGACAGAUACUAUCAUCGCCAACCUCCCUGCCGAUGGUCUUCGCGUGGUGAUGAGGGCACUUUUGGUAUUGUUUCCAGAGAUCACACGCGCUUUCGAGUGUGAGACGAAGAAAUUUGUCGAGCAGAGAGCUAUAUCUUCGAUAAUAGGAAAAGACAAAAAGGCCAGUCUUGCCGAACUAAAAAGGACGCAACAGAUCGCCCGCAGUAUGCUCGGAUGUGGGCUCUCGUUCGAAAGUCUUCAAUUGUUCCAGAACUUGGUCGCUCAGGGAACGAUUCUGAUAUCAAGAACUAGCGAUGACAGUCAAUAUGAACUAUUUACCUUUUUGACGAGCGUGGAUGGCGACAUCGUGCAAGCAAUGACUGCUGUUCAGAAAUCCCUUUUUAUAGAUACUGGCACGCGGGUAAUGGAUAAUGGAGAGCACGCAUUGGUGGAAGCUCUCUAUCAAUCAUUGACAAGCUGCUAUGCUACUCUAAAAACAACUGAGCAUGACUAUCCAUUCGGGCGAAGCCUAAUAUCCACGGCUGGUAUCCUUGGGCUACCUCGACCUACGCUUCUAGAUGCGCAUCAAGAUCUCGGCAAACAGACCUCUAUGAUACCUUUACCUCAACAAGCAAGAGAAACUUUCCUGUUAAAUGGACGCACGGUUCCUCGAAUAUUUUCGGGGCUCUGGCAAAUGUCCAGCCCUGCUUGGGGGGCUGCAUCAUCCUCUAAGAUUGUUGAGCAAUUCUCAAGUCAUGUCCGGCAAGGAUUUACAGCAUUCGACAUGGCUGAUCACUAUGGUGACGCUGAAGUCAUAUUUUUUUCUCUCGUCGACUCUCGGCCAGUCUUCGAGAUGGGAUGCGCUUGUGAGGAACACAAUAUCAAGCUCUUAACAUAUGGCACCUUGUGCGGUGGUUUUCUUGCCGAUAAAUGGCUUGGAAAGCCCGAGCCAGAUAUCUACGAUGGGUCAAUCACACCAAGCCAGCGAAAGUAUUUCGAAAUGAUUCGCAGUUGGGGUGGCUGGAGCCUCUUCCAGGAGCUGUUAACAGUGCUGCGCGUGAUUGCCACAAAACACCAGGUCGACAUAUCAAAUGUCGCUACUCGCUGGGUAUUAGACUUUCCCUACGUUGGCGCCGUCAUCGUUGGUGCACGUAUGGGCAUAAGCGAACAUACAGAUGAGAAUCUGUCGAGUUUCGGCUGGUCUCUUGAUCAAUCCGACCGCGAGUCAAUUGAGGAGAUCUUAAUACGAAGUCGAAGGGCUGAAAUAUUCCAAAAGAGCCAGUCUAAUGCAGUUCCUGAAACUUGA